Anastrepha ludens (Mexican fruit fly) is the source of this 2182-nucleotide messenger RNA. Its product is annotated as NECAP-like protein CG9132. The record is from RefSeq and is a predicted model, not a curated record. Lineage: Eukaryota; Metazoa; Arthropoda; Insecta; Diptera; Tephritidae. Gene Ontology annotation, biological process: endocytosis. Bases 141 to 887 code for a protein of 248 amino acids. The transcript has 5 exons. Gene Ontology annotation, cellular component: membrane; clathrin vesicle coat.
GUCAAUGCAACACUGGUGCUGUGCAAAAUACCAACAAACGAGAACCGAAGAAAAAAGGGGGAGUCAACUAAGAAAGCGAAAAUCAGAAAAAUUAGUUGGAAACUUAUCUGGACAAAAUUUGAGCGUAAUUUUUUGUAAAAAUGGAAUACGAAAGCGUUUUGAUUGUGAAGCCGGAGGUAUUUAUUUACAAAAUCCCACCACGCGCCAGCAACAGAGGUUACAGAGCUGCAGAUUGGAAUCUUGGUGAACCCACAUGGACUGGCCGCAUGCGUUUGGUGGCCAAAGGCACAGCAUGCAAUCUUAAGCUGGAAGACAAGACGACGGGUGCGCUUUUCGCCAAUUGCCCAAUUGAUACAUAUCCUGGUGUUGCUAUAGAGGCGGUUUCAGACAGUUCCCGUUACUUCGUAAUACGUGUGCAGGACGAUAACGGUCGCUCCGCCUUUUUGGGUCUAGGUUUUGGUGAUCGUUCAGAUUCAUUCGACUUAAAUGUAGCAUUGCAGGAUCAUUUCAAGUGGGUGAAAAACCAGGAACAAAUUGAAAAAGAGAAAACGGAGCCCAAACAACAGCUCGAUUUGGGUUUCAAAGAAGGCGAAACUAUCAAAAUUAACAUGCGAAUAACAAAAAAAGAUGGUUCGGAGGGCACUGCACGCACUGGCAAAGCUAAACCUUCUUCUGGUAUUUUGCCUCCACCGCCAGGUGGCAUCGGCAAGAUUGCACCACCACCUUCGGGAGCCGGCGGUUCAGUGCGACAAAGUCCGGGUACAUCGCCUGCACACAAAGCACCUGGCAGUGCAGGCACCGAAUGGACGGAUUACGCCUCAGCAGGUGGCCAAGGCCAGGCACAACAGCAACAGAAUACUACAAAUGCAAAUUGGGUGCAAUUCUAAUUAGGUUUAAACAAAUAUUUACAUGCAUACAAACAUAACUCAUUCAGAUACACCUACAUAACUGCAAAUGUGUAAUACAUACAUGCAUGUAUGCGCAUUUGUAUGUACGUUAAUAACAUACUAAAGCUAGCAGGAUAUAACGACAAGCGAAAAAUUAAAAUUAAAAAAAAAAAAAUAAUAAAGCUUUUGGCCAGAAUCGUACUGCAUAUAAUUUAUUGCAUUCAUGUUAGUAAUAUUUUGCGCGGGUAUAUAUAUAAAUAUAUGUAACAGUAAACAUACGAUAUCGACAAUUUAACGAAAUUUAUGAAAUUAGCAAAAAGUUUAAACGGUAAUCAAACCAGUUUAUGGUAUAGCGAAAAUGUAAAAGAAAAGAAAAAGCGUGGCAAAUGUGUAUGUAAAACUUGUUAAUGUAAUAUAAAGUAAAAUAUUAGAGUUCAGUUUAUUAGUAAAAUUAUAUCUUAAUUAUACAAUAAAAUUUUUGGAAAACCAUACAUAUAUACAUACAUAUACACGAAGAAUUAUAAUAUUAAGCUGAUUAAGAAAUUCAAUUAACAAACUUCUCUGAUGUAGCAUUAACAUGGCAUUAAUUGUAAAUUUGUGUUAAAAAUAUUAACUUACUUUUUGUGAAGUAUUUCAAAAAUGUGUGCGAUUUCAAAAAUUAGUUAAAUUCGUUUGGUAAGUCAAAAGUACUAACAUUAUGAAAUGUACUUACAUCAUUUGCGUCGAUUAUAUUCGCCUUAUACAAUACAAUUUUUUUUUUCUUUUUUAAUUCACAUUUGCAUACACAUUCCAUUUUGUAUUAUUGUUGGUUUGACGAUUGUCUUUUAGCACGAAUUAUGUUUCAAAAAAAACAUAUAGCUUAUUAUUCUAGUAUUUUCAAAAACUAUGUGAUCUUUUGUUCGGAAAUAAAUUGCGUUUGUAUUGAGCGAUACAUAUUUACGUGCUUAAAUAAUUUACGUGAUGAAUUGCACGCCAUCCACCAUUAUGACUGUAAUCAACUGAAAAUUGUAUUAAAUGUAAAAAAGUUCAUUAUAGAAUGUCGCAGCAUAGCCUAAAAUGUAUUUAUAUGAAGCGCGCGUAUUUAGAUUGUUCAGCGCUUUUGCAAUUACGUAGUGCGUGAAUUUAUUGAAUUUAGUAUUUUGUUGCAUAUUGAAAAGAAGCUCUUUGAGACCCCAAUAAUCGAUUGAAAACUGUUUGCAAAUGGCAAUAAUUGUUUCUAUAAACUCAUCAAUUACUAAUUUCAAAGUAACAAGUUUAAAGCCUCAAAAUCUAGCAAAUAAAUGUGAAAAAAUAUA